Camelina sativa (false flax) is the source of this 529-nucleotide messenger RNA. The record is from RefSeq and is a predicted model, not a curated record. NCBI's taxonomy places the organism in Eukaryota, Viridiplantae, Streptophyta, Magnoliopsida, Brassicales, Brassicaceae.
AGUCAUCAUAUCAUAAUCAAUGGCACCGAAGGCAGAUAAGCAACCAGCGGAAAAAACAUCGGCGGGGAAGAAGAUCACGAAAGAAGGAGGGAGCGAGAGUAAGAAGAAGAAGACGAAGAAGAGCACAGAGACUUACAAGAUUUACAUAUUCAAAGUGUUGAAACAGGUUCAUCCUGAUAUCGGCAUCUCUGGGAAAGCCAUGGGGAUAAUGAACAGUUUCAUCAACGACAUCUUCGAGAAACUCGCUCAGGAAUCGUCGCGGUUGGCUAGGUAUAACAAGAAACCCACCAUCACAUCCCGGGAAAUCCAAACCGCCGUGAGGCUCGUGUUGCCCGGUGAACUAGCCAAGCACGCCGUGUCUGAGGGUACCAAAGCCGUUACUAAAUUCACCAGUUCUUAAGAUAUAUUUCUUAUUUUUCUCUUUGAUUUUGUAUUUCCCUAGUAUGGGAAUUUCGAAUCGAUAUUGAUAUUAUUCUGGUUUGGCUGAUAUUUGCAAUCCCUUGAUCUUAAUGUAAUAAAAGCUAUAAAU